GAAACAGACACCGAGAGGUUGAGUCACUCGCCCAAGGUCUCCGAGCGCUGGAGUGGGACUCGAACCCCGGCAGCCCCAGGCCUCCCACUGGGAGCGUCUCCUUUUCCUACUUAGGUGCGGGCGCUUUUUCGCCUCCUCCAAACUUGGCCGCACGCAAGGGAAGAGGCCUCGCCGCCCCGCACGACCUCGCCGCGCUCAGCAAGUUCAAGGCUGCGGGGGGCGGGCGCGGGGCGCGGGGCGGCGGAGCGGCGCCGCCUCCCGGGAUUUAACCCCAGUCUGGAGUCCGCGGGGCGCGGGACGCUCCCGCUCCUCCCAGCUCGCGCCUCCCCCUCCUCCCAGCCGUCUCCCGGCGCGCCCCACCCUCCGCCCCGCGCUCGCCUCGAGCGCAGGCACCGGCCGGCGGGCGCGGGGAGCAGGGAGCGGGGCGCGGGCGGCGCUCGCCUCUGCGGAGCCGCCCCCUGGCCGCCGCCGCGCACUGCCCAGCCCUAGCCGCCCGUGCUGCCUCCCCGGCCGUCCGCACCGAGAGCGCCGCGGCAGCUCCAGCCCGGACGCCGGCCCGAGCGCCCCGCAGACGGGCGGGCGGCCGUGGACGCGCGGCCAGCAGCCCGCAGCAUGGAUUCGGAUUCCGGCGAGCAGAGCGAGGGCGAGCCCGUGACCGCCUCAGGUCCUGAUGUUUUUAGUUCAAAGAGCCUUGCCCUUCAAGCCCAGAAGAAGAUUCUGAGCAAAAUAGCCAGCAAAACCAUGGCCAACAUGUUGAUUGAUGACACCAGCAGUGAGAUCUUUGAUGAGCUCUACAAAGUCACCAAAGAGCACACCCACAACAAGAAGGAAGCCCACAAGAUCAUGAAAGACUUAAUCAAGGUGGCGAUCAAAAUUGGGAUCCUCUACCGGAACAACCAGUUCAGCCAGGAGGAGGUUGUUAUCGUGGAGAAGUUCAGGAAGAAGCUGAACCAGACCGCCAUGACCAUUGUCAGCUUCUAUGAGGUGGAAUACACCUUCGAUAAGAAUGUGCUCUCCAAGCUCCUACAUGAGUGCAAGGACCUGGUGCAUGAACUGGUGCAGCGACACCUGACGCCCAGGACCCACGGGCGCAUCAACCAUGUCUUCAACCACUUUGCUGAUGUGGAGUUCCUCUCCACCCUUUAUAGUCUGGAUGGAGACUGUAGGGCCAACCUCAAGAGGAUUUGUGAAGGAAUCAAUAAAUUGCUAGAUGAGAAAGUCCUUUGAAUGCCUUCCCUCCUCUUGGACUUUGCUGCAUUCAAGUUACAGCAUCCAACGUGGUCUCAGUGAGAGUCAAGAAAACAAGAAGAAACCCUUGUCAAAGAUGCCCAUGUUCUGUCCUGUUCAUUCCUCUGGUGUUGAUGCCGAAUUGAGUUCAAUUGUGUUUAUCCCCUGAGCUCACUGAUGAGGUCUGUACUUAAAAUCACCUUUGUUUGCAAGCCCAAAAGACAUUUCAUCUACUCUAAGCAGAAAGGCUGCUCUGCUCAUCAAGUGAGCUCAGUCCAUCUUGUGGAGUGGGAGGAGCCCUGGACCAGGAGUUGGAGGACAUGGAUUUGGUUCCCAGCUCCACCACUCUGUCCUCUAGAUCCUGGAACCAUCAUUCCUGCCUGCCUGCCUCCCAGGGCUGCUGUGAGGAUCGAUGAGAUGAUGUAUAUUCAUGCUUUCGAAAAUGCUAAUGUAAGGUCUUAGUAUUUUCUCUUCGGAGUGUGGAUCUGUUCAACCUGAAUCCAGAGGAUCAAGCAGCAGAGAAGAAAAGAAUAAUAGUCUCUGAUGGGCUGGGUUUGCAAUCUGUCUGUAGAUGUGGUGUUUCAAACAAAACAAAAAUGAAUCAAAAGGUUUGAAAAAGUAUAGGUACAAAUUGGAAAAAUGUUUUUCAAGAGUUGUGUUUUUUAAGUUUAUGAUCCUACAGAGGGAACCUUCUGGAAGGGUGGAGAGUUUCCCACCCAUAAUGUAGAAGCAGAGAAUUGUGCUCCCCCUGCGGGACGGGCCUUCCCCCAUGGAAGGGGCAUUAUCCGUGAGGCAUGGGGAGGAUUUAUCCCAGCAUGCACAGGAGAGUCAGGCAGAACGAAGCCCUAACUGUCUUUCUUGGCCUUCCACAGUCAUUUUGUGCUGUUUUCUCUGGUUCAUUAAUAAAUUGAAACUACCC
Equus quagga is the source of this 2146-nucleotide messenger RNA. RefSeq names its product TNF alpha induced protein 8 like 3 (gene TNFAIP8L3). The coding region runs from base 613 to 1227 and encodes 204 amino acids. Lineage: Eukaryota; Metazoa; Chordata; Mammalia; Perissodactyla; Equidae. The transcript is spliced from 2 exons. Gene Ontology annotation, biological process: regulation of apoptotic process. The record is from RefSeq and is a predicted model, not a curated record. Gene Ontology annotation, cellular component: cytoplasm.